CAGCUGCGUAAAUGAGUAUGGAAGAUUAUGAUUUCCUCUUCAAAAUUGUUUUAAUUGGCAACGCCGGUGUGGGGAAGACCUGCUUAGUCCGUCGCUUCACUCAGGGGCUUUUCCCACCGGGUCAAGGAGCCACGAUUGGGGUUGACUUUAUGAUUAAAACUGUGGAGAUAAAUGGUGAAAAAGUAAAGCUGCAGAUCUGGGACACGGCAGGGCAGGAGCGGUUCCGCUCCAUCACGCAGAGCUACUACCGCAGCGCCAACGCCCUCAUCCUCACCUACGACGUCACGUGCGAGGAGUCCUUCCGCUGCCUCCCCGAGUGGCUGCGGGAGAUCGAGCAGUACGCCAGCAACAAGGUCAUCACCGUGCUCGUGGGUAAUAAGAUUGAUUUAGCCGAUAAGAGGGAAGUCUCCCAGCAAAGAGCUGCAGAGUUUUCUGAAGCACAGGACAUGUACUACUUGGAAACCUCUGCAAAAGAAUCGGAUAAUGUGGAAAAACUCUUCCUGGACUUGGCCUGUCGGUUGAUCAGCGAGGCACGACAGAACGCCCUUGUGAACAAUGUCUCAUCCCCCUUACCAGGAGAGGGGAAAAGUAUCAGCUACUUGACUUGCUGUAAUUUCAAUUAAAGAGCUGGCAUGUGAUUUCUGCUUCCACCAUGGGCCAAGAAGAUUUUUGGCUUUUGCUGGGAUUUACCUACUGAAAGGGAAUUCCUGUCACUUUGACCCACCUGACUUACCCUGAGUCAGGUUGCAGACCUGGAAGCAUGGCAGGCUGACAGUUCCAGCUGCAUGGCAACGUAGCAGAAUAAAACACAGUUUAAAUGUCAUUUUUCUUGCAGUCCCUGGAGUGAGUUAGGAAGAGAAGAGUUGCACAAGUGCUCCAUGUAAUGUAGAACAUGAGCUAUUUCAUUUCCUUCUAUGGGAGACUAGAGCAGCAUCUCUUGAAGAUAUUGAAGAGAUGAAAAUCUCUAUUGCAGAACAAUGUGUUUUGAUCCUUUUUAAA
Molecule: messenger RNA, 999 nt
Organism: Merops nubicus (carmine bee-eater)
Lineage: Eukaryota; Metazoa; Chordata; Aves; Coraciiformes; Meropidae
Gene: RAB30
Product: RAB30, member RAS oncogene family
Exons: 4
Coding region: 12-623 (203 amino acids)
Biological process (GO): Rab protein signal transduction
Cellular component (GO): trans-Golgi network
Molecular function (GO): GTP binding; GTPase activity
Source: RefSeq, a predicted model, not a curated record